Messenger RNA from Bufo gargarizans (Asiatic toad), 2379 nucleotides. RefSeq names its product interferon-induced protein with tetratricopeptide repeats 5-like. The record is from RefSeq and is a predicted model, not a curated record. NCBI's taxonomy places the organism in Eukaryota, Metazoa, Chordata, Amphibia, Anura, Bufonidae. Gene Ontology annotation, cellular component: cytosol. Gene Ontology annotation, biological process: defense response to virus. Bases 115 to 1560 code for a protein of 481 amino acids. Gene Ontology annotation, molecular function: protein binding. The transcript has 2 exons.
CCUCCUCUCAGCACUGACGGUGGGGACUAUAUAAAAGCGCAGUGAUCACUGGGUUCUAUUCAGAAAGUUUCUUCUCCAAAUCUCAGAGAACACAAGGACAGGAGACGUGACAAAAUGAGUGGAUCAGAAAAGGGAACUUUGAAGCUGCGUUUACUACAACUUAAAUGCCACUUUACUUGGAAACUUCUUUUAAAGGACACAGACCCUGAUGAAUUAGCAGACAAAUUGUAUGAUCAAUUGACAUUCCUUGUCACCAAGAACAAAUACAUGGUGUACAAUCUACUGGCCUAUGUGAUGCAUCUGAAAGGGGACAACACACAAGCUAUUGCCCAUUUAGAGCAAGCAGAAGAAAUGAUUAAAGAGAACAACCCGACUGAUCAAAAGUAUUUGGUGACAUACGGAAAUUACGCGUGGGUGUUCUACUACUUAAACCAGUAUGAAGAUUCUCAAAAAUAUAUAGAUAAGGUGGAACAUAUUUAUAAGGAACUGAAAGAUACCACAGACGUAGCUGAAAUGUAUGGUGACAAAGCCUGGUCCUUGUUACACUGUGGUAGGCGAUAUUAUGAAGAAUCAAAACAAUGUUUUCUAAAGGCUUUGGAGCUGGAGCCAGAAGAUCCUGAGUGGAACAGUGGAUAUGCAACAGUGAUCUUUAGACUCGAUAGUUUUGAUGGCAGAAAAUGUCCUGCUUCAGAAUGCAAAUCACUGGAGCUACUGGAACGUGCAGUGGAGAAGAAUCCAAAUGAUGCAGUGGUGAAGUCACUUCUUGCCUUAAAGCUACAAGAUCUAAACAGGACUGACGAGGGAAAAAUCUAUAUUGAAGAAGCCAUAAAUCAAGCUCCAAACCUUCCAUAUUUGCUCCGUUAUGUAGCAAAGUUUUACAGGAGAGCUGGAAUGCUAGAUGAUGCCUUGCGUGUCCUACAAACUGCAGCAGAUCUCAUCCCAACUUCUGGAUUUCUGCAUCACCAAAUUGGACUCUGUUAUAGGCGAAAGUAUCUCAAUGAGAAAAUGAGGUUUGGAAACAGGAAUAGUUAUAUGAGCCAAAUGGACACUAAAAAAUUUAAUGACCUCCUGCAAAAUACUCUGUUUCAUUUUGAGAAGGCGCUGGAAUACAAGAAAACUUUUGUUUAUGCGUAUAUAGAUUUAGCAAAUAUGUACUGUGAAGUCAAGAAAUAUAAAAAAGCUGAGGACACGUUUAAAACCGUUAUGGCAUUUACCACUCUUAUUGAUGAGGAGAAGCAGCAGAUCUAUUACAGUUAUGGACGUUUCAAAGAAUACAACAUGAGGUCUGAAUCUGAAGCCAUCAACUACUAUAAAAAGAGCGUACAGUUUACUUUUUGCACGAAAGAGAGAGAGUUCAGUGCAAAGUCUCUAAAAAGAAUUGCUUCAAAGAAGAUUCAGAAUGAUAUUCAUGAUCCUGAGGGUUUCGCUUUGCUUGGCUUUGUCCAUAAGAUGAAUGGAGAAAUAAAUGAUGCAAUUAAUUGCUUUGAAAAAGCCUUAAAAUAUGACCCUCACAAUGCGGAAUAUGUGAGUGAACUCUGUGAGCUGAAGCUGGCGAUCUGAAAAAGGAGCGACACAGAAGACAGAGCUUGUGUUUUAAAACGUACCAUUUUUUCUUUCAUAAAUCAGUAGAAUGGGUGUGCCUCCAUGAAAUCUAUCUACAGUACUGUGAACAAUUAAAUUCUAGACAUGAGGCGGGGAGAGGAGGGGGAUGCAACUGCAGUGUCUUCUUGAAGGAAUGGGGAAUAGAAAAGGGAAUCUGAUUAGUCAGGACUAGGGUUGCCACCUUUUCUUCAAACCAAACCCGAAGACUUUAGCACCUCGCAGCAAUUUGUUUGUAAAGUAUACACUAUGCACAUAUUUUGUAAUUAAAUAAUAUUGUAGGUAAUCACAAGGCAUCACAAUACAUAUGGAGUUACUUUUUUGUAGGCAGCGUACCUUCCUGACCAAUCAGGAGGCCGGGAUGCGAUUCACUACAUACUGCCCAGCUUACUGAUUGGUUAGGAAGCCAGGCUGCCUAGCAACAAGUGAAGCAGGCAUCCUAGCCAAUUAGGAAGCCAGGAGGCGGAUGAUAACCCACCUCCCGGCUUCCUGAUUGGAAAGGAAGUCGUCUGUAUGCUCCCUUGUUGCUGCCAGUCAGAGGGACAUCUCCCUCCGACCUGAAGUUCCAAUAUCGGGGAAGGUAUCGGAUUAUUUGGGCGAGUACAAGUAGUACUCGCCCAAAUACUCUGUAUCGGCAGCGAUAUUAGUAUCAGUAUCAGCAGUUCAGUCAGGGGCGUAACUAGAAGUGACUGGGCCCCACAGCAAAUAUUUGUAAGGGCCCCCCUCAGCGCGCUUCGCACCUCCCUCCUCCUGUGUAAACCCCACUCCUUUGGCACAGUG